AUGGGGUCCGACGGUGUACGUGACGGCAUGAAUGGGGCCCACGGUUGGAACGGUCACGGCGAAGUGCAAGGGCUCAGUUUGCGGACGAUUCCCGUGCACCGACCAAAGACCUCGAUGGUCGAAUCUAUAGGACCUAUUCCAUUAACCGACACCUCGUUCCCGUUCUCGUGGAGUUCUUAUUUAGCUAUUGGGAAGCAUGAUAGUAAAAUAACUUUUACGAGCACGGAGGAACCAACGAAGCCGUCUCAGAUACCUGGCAUUCGGCUCGUGGAUGGACCGUCUAUACUCGCGGGUAGAGUGCAGAUCCUUCACAGAGGCCAAUGGAGAUCCGUAUGUACAAAUUCCAGAAAUUGGACUAUCAACGACAUGGAGACUGCGUGCAGGCAAUUAGGGUUCAUGGGCGGAACAUUCUACAACUGGAUGGACAGACAACCGGGGCGACGAGCGCGCCUCUUACUAGAGGAGCCCAAGUGUAAAGGGACAGAGUAUGAUCUCUUCCAAUGCGACUGGAAUUCAAGACAGCUCGGCUCAGGCGUUUGUGACUUCCACCCCGAUCUUGGUAUACAAUGUUUGCCGCACCACGAUGAUAAUGAAAUAACAAACUUCGGCCAACAUUGGCGAGGUCUACGGUUCGAGAACGCCGUAUUCGAAAGAAUACUGACUGCUGAAAACACCUUAUACAUUCCAACUUCGAUGUCAAUUCUAAAACACGUAGUUGUUAGAAAUGCAGGGCUAGGAAGAGAUAAUAAUGCAACGAGUGCCUUAGACGUGAUAGAUAACACAAUUGAAAGAAAUAAACAGGGCGGGUUCGAUGUCGGGUUGCCUUACGUCUGGAAGUACAAUGAAAACUUCACUCAUUCAGUCUUUAUGUACAACAACACUUGGCGGAACAACCAGAAUUUCGGACUGAUUAUCGACGGCCAUUUCGCCGAAGUUAAUAUUACGAAGAAUAUCUUCACCGACAACAUUUGUAAAGUCGGUUUGAUAUCGAUUCGCGGUAUGGAAAAGAAAAUGAAAGUCGACGGUAACUCAAUUGAGAGGAACAACGGCCAGUACAUGGUCCAAUACUUUAUGGACAGCCAAAGUGAAAUAAUGGGAUCCGUUUACGCCGUAUUCGUUUAUAAUCAAGUCAAAAACAAUAGAUUCUCUUCGGCCGUUAACCAGGGGGCUUUGAUCAGAAGUCUAGAUCCGACUUACGUCAUAGGCUUUAAAGGAAUUCAGAAAGUGAAAGUGAGCAGAAACCUGUUCGGGAAUAACGAUUUGCAAUUCACUUUGGUCGCUGGCAUAAAAACGGCGAAAAUAGACAAUCUGUUAGACGUAACAGAAAACUGGUGGGGUAGUGCCGACGAGGGGGAAAUAAAGAAGCAAAUUUUCGAUUUCGACGAUUGGAACAAUCAUGCCAUUGCAACGUACCUGCCCUAUUUGCUUGAAGACAGUUUUGAUUCAAGCGUGUCUAUAACUUUUAGUGCGGAGAAUUCCAUCAAUAUUAAUGAACUCGGGGGCAGGUUGAUCACCGACCUAACCCUGGAAUCGCGUAUCGCGCCGUAUAUUGUGAAAGCUGACAUAACUGUGAUGCCUGCCGUUACGUUAACGAUCAAUCCAGGAGUCAUCUUAGAAUUUGCGCCAAACGUUGGUAUACUUGUUCUAGGUACGUUGCGUGCGAUUGGUCACUCCCAGCUCCCAAUAUUAAUGAGGCCACUUGCUGUUAACGGAAACAGCGACGAAAAGAGAAUUGAGAAAAGAAACGUCGGCCAAUACUCAUCGGCUCAUCGUAAGCAAAGACGACAAUUGGAGAAUUUAACAAUCCAUAAGUCCAUAAGACUAUGCACCGGAAGGAAUUGUUCUACUAAUGACGCGAAUACUGGAAGUACAAACGAAGGUUUCUUGGAAUACUACAACAAAACUACUCUGCAAUGGGUGCCUAUGUGCGAUAGUCGCUUCACCGAGAGGAACGCACAAGUCGUGUGUCGGGAGCUCGGUUUCGAUCCAAUCAACGUCUUCUUCGCGCACGACCGCCGAGUGGAAUAUCACAGCAGCUCAUUAUCCAGGGUUUGGUCGUGGCCCGAGCCGCUGCAAUGCGUCGGCACAGAAGACCGUUACGAGGACUGCCCCAUCAGGCUCAACGGCCAACUGUACGGACACAGGCACGAAUGCAAGUGGGACUCAGACUUUGUGUUCAUCCACUGCGGCGAGAGGAACCUGGACGAGGGGCUCGACUAUUGGGGCGGCAUCAGAUUCACCUACCCGGAGUUCGAGUACUCGCUCUACGAGCACAGGAUCCACGACCACCACACGCACGAGACCCUCAAGAGAGUAGAGAGCGUCGUGCAACACGUCCACAUAGUGGGAGCCGGGAUACUGCACAACGAAAAAUCUCCAGCGCUGCAGAGCAUAACGAAGACACCCAGCGUACAGAACGUGAACAUAACGAAGUGCGCCCACCACGGAAUCAACAUAAUCUCGCCGACCGACACAAUGAACUUGAUGACGAACUCCAUUAACGACGUGCUCGGCGAGGGUGUGAACGCUAUAUCCCUAACAGGCGAAGGUAGGGAAUCAGACGAGUCAAGCUUCACCCCCCUCAAGAGCCUGAGCCUCCCCUACCAUCUGUUCUCGGUCGUCGACAUCUGCGACAGCUCCAAAGUGAUAACGGUCGAGGAGCGCGUGCUCCUGUACUACAAGUAUGACAACAACCCGGUGAACUGCGUGAAAAUAUUCAAGAGCGUGUACCGCGUGAAGCCGUUCGGGUUCAGGCUGCUGCAGUUCAACCUGUUCAACCACACGCUGAACUACGGGAAACGCGACUCGUUGAGUUUGUACGACGGCGACAUUUACAACGUCACCGCGCCCCUAAUCGGUUACUUGGAGAGCGGUUCCGCAGACGAGAAAAGGCUGUUCAGGUCCGAGGGGGCCAGUCUGAGCGUCAAGUUGUUCGCGAACGGCGCGUCCUCCGUCCAUGGUUUCAUCGCUGAAGUCGUCACCCUACCGAUAUCCGCUAUAGGAUUCAACCGCGACGUCCAGCACAACAUAUCCAACAGCGAGUUCACGAAGAACCGCGACGGCGCCAUAAACUACCAGUCGGUCGGCGAAGUGAACCCACUGGUAGCGAUGACCCGCAACGACUUCACCGGCAACUGCCUCAAGUUGUACGGGAACUUCACCACUUGUGCCGCCGCCGUGGUAGUUGACGUGCAAAACACGCAGACUCUUGUGUUUCGGAACAACCUCCUGAGAGACAACGUUGGCGGUCUACUGGUGCGUGCAGACUCGCGUGGUUCAGCAACCUCCCUCCGCGGAUGGAUCCACAACAACCUGUUCUACGGAAACCACGACCUGCCUUGCCUGCAAGUCGAAGGGCGGCAGUCCUCGCCGUACCAGGAGGUGACCAUCUACCGCAACUACUUCACCCGCAACAGGGCCGAGUUCAGGGACGUGGUGGCGCUGCGCCAGGUCGUGUCCAACUUCACGCUCAACUACGUGCACAGGAACACCGGCCAGAGGAUCCUGCAGGUCUCCGGAUUCGACAAAGUCCGCCUGCCCAUAUACCAGACCACGUCGCACAACGGCUUCUACAGGAUCUUGGAAGUCCCUGGAUUCGACAAAGUCCGCCUGCCCAUAUACCAGACCACGUCGCACAACGGCUUCUACAGGAUCUUGGAAGUCCCUGGAUUCGACAAAGUCCGCCUGCCCAUAUACCAGACCACGUCGCACAACGGCUUCUACAGGAACUAUGCGCUGGACCGCAACGGACGCGCUACAGUGGCAGCCGGCACCGCGGGGCAGCACUAUGUCGACAACGUGUUCUUCAACCCAGACAACGACUAUGAGAUGAUCAGCGUCAACCGCUCCAUCUUUGUUGACUAUAAUCCCAAUGCCAUAAGUGCUUUGGAACUGUGGAGGACGCGAAUUGACGCGAAACACAACUACUGGAGUUACAACGAGAGUCUCGCGGUGGCUGGUCGAAUUCGGGAUCGAUCCGACGACCCUCUAUUGCUUGAGGUGGAGUAUCUGCCGUACCAUUGGAGUAAUGUGUCGGUGCUGCAGGGUGGGAAGUGCCCGCCCGGCUGGACGGCUAUAUCGGGCACCUGCUACAUGUACAUAGGGGCACCGAUGCGCUACGAGGAGGCAAGACGCUUUUGCCAGUCUGACAACGCGUCGAUGCCGUACGUGAGCGGCAGCUACGACGCGCUCUACGAGUUCGUCCACACGCAGAACCAGUGGUACCGCUACGGGGACCGGGUGUGGGUGAACCACAUCGACCACGUCGCCCAGUGCACCUCCUUCGCCUACUCUAGGGUGGAGGUGACGGACUGCAACCAGAAGAACGCAUUCAUAUGCGAAAUAGAUCCGAGGAUAUCCAUCGACCCGCUCGCCUGGCGAGGGGACACCUUGGCGGUGGCAUUCAUCGGGGUGCUGGUGGCAGCGGUGGUGCUGGUUGUGGCAGCGCUCAUCUGCUGGUACUCCAAGUCGAAGCACAGGCAUCUGCAGCGCUUAGAGAGACGGAACUCGAUACGACAGUCGCUGCAUUCGGUCCGCUCGAUCGGCAGCAUCAACGGGGGAUUCCCCGAUAACACUUACAGGAGAAAGCUCGCACAAAUGAGCACGCGUUCGACGGACACGCUGACUAAGGGUUCGGACUACCGGAAAAUGCUCGCGUCGACCACCUCCAUGGAGUCGAUGGAGAAGAGCCAGUUCAACUCGUCCAUAGAGGACAACCAGAGCUUCGAUAUAUACGAGGCGCACAACCCGAACAACGUGAUACAGCUGAAGCACAGCACAUUCAACAAGAACUCGCCGGAGUAUUCCGUCCCUCAGAGCGCCAAGCCGUACAACUUGGGCUACAGGAACGAAGGGUACAAGGAGAAUGCGGGGGCGAGCGAGGCGCCCUCUAUGUCCGAGGAGUUGCCCAUCAUCCACCAUCCGGGGGACACGCUGCCUUUGAGGCGGCUCGACGACGACCCACUGGCCCUUAAGAGGGAGCUGGAACGGGAGGGCAAGAUAUACGGGCCCUACGGUACACCCAACUACGGGGCCCAGCCGAAGCUCUCGUUCCUGAUGGAGUUGAGGUCCAAAAUGCCGGAACAACCACAACCCGGCGCGGUGCCGACCAGCACCUUCGGACAGAGGAGCAGCACACCACCAGACCAGCGGGAAUACUACGAGGACACCCUGCCUUCACCCCCCAACCCGCCGGUGUAUUCGAGCGCCUACGACUCUGAAGCGCUCGCCAGCUACGACUCCAGCCCCAACUCCUCGCAGCAGUACGACCACUACCCGUCGGAGCUGCAGGACCUGCACAGCAGAUCCAAGUCGGAGGCCCUGCUGGAGACCAACUUCGACUUCGACCAAACGAGCCCCACACCGAUGACUGAAGACAGCCGAUCGUACAGUCAGCCACUGGAGACGGCUAUG
This is a messenger RNA of Iphiclides podalirius (scarce swallowtail), 5412 nucleotides long. The record is from the annotation of a GenBank genome assembly. Lineage: Eukaryota; Metazoa; Arthropoda; Insecta; Lepidoptera; Papilionidae.